CAACUCUCCCUCCCGUAUCCCGGCAAAAACCACGCCACGAUGGUAUCUUAUCGCGAACAGAGAUUCUUUCUUUUGCCUUCAGGGCUAUAAGAGACUGAGCACGAACGUCGUGAUCGGGGUAACACCACUUCGACUCAUCCACGCGCUGCGAGGAAAAAACUUGAAGACACCUUAAGGAUCUGUAAAGUGUAGGUAUCAUCCCGUCUGACCAUCAGGAUGGACCCCUUUGUCAUCGAUUAGGCAAUUAAUUACCCUCUCCUGGCCACAAUUGUUUCUAUGGGAAUGGGGCCGCUCAGGCGCAGACCUUAGAUAAACACCUAAUGCAACCAUACAACACGGCUGUGUGGUGUGGAGGGUUGGGUCGGGGCUGCCGUUGCCAUGGAGACCGAGGCGCCGCACAAAAGGCACGCGUGUGUGUGGCAAUGCAAAUUUUCCGUGCUCGGUGCUCCCGACCGCACAACAUACACCGAGCCGACCCGGAGCCGUGUCUCACUUGCUCCGGUGUCAGUCAGCCAACACAGACGCAUCGGUAGGAGGGCUAUAGAGCAGACUGUGUGUACAAACGUACACGUACACACGCACACACGCACCGGCUAGGGCAGCAGACUCCACCUCCGCGGACCCUCCGGGCCAAAAAUGACUCAAGGUGAAGAAAAUGCCAUUUGCGGACGAGCGGAGCGAACUCUGCAGCAGGCGCGGAAAUGUAAGAUGGCCCAGGGCAGCGGCGGUGCAACGGCGGACGCAGACGUCAAAACCCUCCUCAACUUCGUCAACCUCGCGUCCAGUGACAUCAAGGCGGCGCUCGACAAGUCCGCGCCGUGCAAGCGGUCCGUGGACCACAGGAAGUACCUCCAGAAGCAGCUGAAGCGGUUCUCGCAGCGCCGGGUGCUGCCGCGCUACGUCGCGAGACCAGUCAAGGAUACGACUUCUUUCCUUAAAAGGCGCCCCGAGAGCACGUCAAGUGUCAAUUCGGAGAGCAGCGGCAGCGGGAGCGAGUCGUGCUCCGAGUCGGGACCGAUUUUACCAGAGAACUGCAACCCUAUCGACCUGAGCAUGCCUGACAAGGACCAGCCGGUGGAGAAGGACCAGGAGCUGGGCCUGCAGGACCCGGCGGCUGCGGACAGCGUGCCACUGAGAAAGCGGGCCCUGCCGGCGUCCUUCUGGCAGGAGCCUGGCGUUCAGAAGGGCCAGUCGUCGGGCUCGGGUGGGAGUCCGUCCGCGGAGGAGUCUGAGUGCAGCCCGGGAAAGCAGGACGCCAAACCCACUGGGGAAACUACCUCGGUACCUCCCAGGAUUACCAACCACGGUCUGGACAGAUUUCCCACGGCGGUACCGCCGGCGCCGCUCGGGUACCUGCCCUACCACGGAUACCGCCCGUACCUCGGGUACGUCCCCCCUCCUCCCUGCGGGUUCGACCCCACGCAGUCGCUCGGACACUCCGCUCAGGGCCUGGCGCAGGCGCCUGGACUGUGCCCACGACCAAAGGAAGCUGCGUGCUCGUGCUGCCUUGGGCAGAACACUACCGUGUCGGCAGCGUACAGUCGUUUCCCGUACGGACAUCAUCACCCCGGGUACGUGUCGGUGCCUCACAGCCCGCUGGCGGCACACGCGCCCUACUCCCCGCCCUGGGAACGGACAAACCCUCCCUCAUCAUCAUCCUCCUCACCAACUACAACAAAACCCAAAAUAUGGAGACCGAUCCCCACAAAAACUGUCUCAACCUUCCCGACGAGAUUUCAUCCCCUUCACAUGUAGGAGUGGGAAAAUUCAGACAUUAGUUCUCAGUCCUACUGUGCGGUCUUUUCUUCCAAGGGAUUAUGAUUCUAGUGUGGAAGAUUCAGUAUCGUGACUCUGCCUUCGUCUCUUGUGUGUUGAAGUGUGUCAGGAUUUAAAAGGGUGAGCCAUAAAGAUGUAGGGAGAAGAAGAAUGUGGUUGUUUGUCCAGAGAACAUAUCCCACAGCAUCCCGAUUAAUUUGAGCUUCUGUGCGGCACGACAACCUGUGGGCAGAGCAAACCGGUUUAUUUGCGCCAAGUUUUUCACCCGGCUGUAUAUUGGCCAAUAUUGACUGAUUAAUCCGUGCUCAAACACGCACCGCACGGCCCCGGAAACCCGCUGACCCGGGAGAUCGUGUUCCGCCGCACUGCUCGUAUUUCUGCCCGUCUUCACCGCAGCAGACAGGAAAGAUUCGCAGGAGUUCUUCUCUCGGUAGCCCGGGGGCACAACACAACCCGCCGCCCGACAAACUUGUCCCACAGACUGCUAAUGUGACGGGUAGAGCGCGUGUCCAUCUGAACUUUCGAUCUAUUUAAGUCACUCCUAGUGGGACUCCAGUUCAUUGGUCGGUUGCCAUAUCAGUGCUGUACGCUGGUAAGCGUCGAUACAAUUCACAACAUCAAACUGACUUUAAUAGACACUUUUUCUGUAUAAGUACAAAGUAAGUUUUUGGUUUAACUUACAGAACCAUCUUGUGAAUUUUUGGUUUCUACCUACAUUGUUAACUUAAAUGUGUAUUAUUGUGUUGCUGGUAAAUUGUUUGUACACUAUUAUUCUAAGACGUCCAGGCUUUCAUAUUUUCCUUGUCUCAUUUCCAAGUUCUAGAUCCGCCUUUAGUCGUGACAAAACUCUGCCUGGAGCAGACGACAGUUUACAGUAACUUGUUGAUAGACUCGCUUGUGAAAACUUGAUUCUGCGGAUUUAUGUGAUCCUCCCUUCUUUGUGUAAAGCCUGUAUACUGUUAUUGUGACGAACUGUUUAUGUGAGAGGGACUGGUGGGUGGAUGUAAAACCUUCGCAAUCCCAUCCAGAAUACACCGUCAAUCGAAUGGAAGACUGUAAUGUAUAUGUGUGGUUUUUCUUUUAGUACAUGUAUUUUAAAGUUAAUCUAUACUACGUCGUAGUUUGCUUACCUUUUUGGUCAGAGAUGGUGCGUCUUUUUGAGUUGUAACGCCUGUAUUUUCAGUGGGUGUUUUCGGGAAGAGUAAAAAGUUGUAAGCUAUACAAAACAGCAAAAAGGCGUCCAAAUCCGGGGCAAAGCCACACAUCCGGUCGGAGGUAAACCCGUUUGUGAGCCCGGUCUCAGGACCGCUGUUUAUUUACAACCUUGUGUUUACGUCCCUCACGCCUCCCGUGUACCGCCCAGUAAUUAUUCCGUCUCAGCUGACUGUGAAGAGUUGUUAAUAACCACAAUAAAGGAGAUGGACACCCUCGAUAAGCACCCGGAGGUGAUUAUUAACU
Molecule: messenger RNA, 3234 nt
Organism: Branchiostoma belcheri (Belcher's lancelet)
Lineage: Eukaryota; Metazoa; Chordata; Leptocardii; Amphioxiformes; Branchiostomatidae
Product: protein FAM181A-like
Exons: 2
Coding region: 637-1755 (372 amino acids)
Source: RefSeq, a predicted model, not a curated record